AUGGCGACUCUCAUCAACCCCACAAGGGACCCUAAUACUUUGUCCAACUAUAAUAAUUGGAUUUGUACUCAUAGCACUGUGAACUUUGAGAUCCUUUUUGAGCAAAGGAAGCUUGUCGGAAAUGUUAUCCACAGGCUCAGAUCAGCCACCAAUGCUGAGACCCAGGAGGUUAUUCUUGAUUCGCACCACGUCGAUAUCGGUGACGUUCAGGUUGCGGGGUUACCCGUGAAAUGGGAGCUUCUUCCUCCACUGGGCCCUUACGGGACCGCGUUGAAAAUUAAGCUUGAAAAUCCCGUUAAACUUGAUGAAAUAAUUGACGUUAAUAUCUCUAUCGAAACAACUGAGAAAUGCACCGCUCUCCAGUGGCUAACUCUGGCCCAGACAUCAAACAAGAAGCACCCGUAUAUGUUCUCUCAGUGUCAGGCCAUCCACGCCCGGUCAAUUUUUCCAUGUCAGGAUACGCCUGAUGUUAAGAGCACUUUUGACUUUAACAUCACUUCGCAUUUGCCCGUGAUUGCUAGUGGCCUGCCUGUUCGCAAGUCCUCGAGCAAGCCGAAACCUGGCGAAAAGAGCCUUUACCAAUUCCACCAAAAAGUCCCUAUUCCAAGCUACCUGUUUGCUUUGGCUAGUGGCGAUAUUGUGGAGGCUACUGUUGGGCCACGAAGUGUUGUUGCAACCAGCCCUGAUAAGCUUCAGGAAUGCCAGUGGGAACUCGAGGCAGACACGGAGAGGUUUAUUGAUACGAUAGAGAAACUUAUUUACCCCUAUGCAUGGGGCGAAUUCAAUGUCCUGAUUCUUCCGCCCAGCUUCCCAUACGGAGGUAUGGAGAAUCCGGUAUUCACCUUUGCGACACCCAGCAUAAUUUCAAAGGACCGGGAGAAUGUCGACGUUAUUGCCCAUGAGCUGGCACAUAGCUGGAGCGGCAAUCUGGUAACUAGUGCUUCAUGGGAGCAUUUCUGGCUUAAUGAAGGGUGGACAGUCUAUCUGGAGAGACGCAUACUAGCUGCGAUACAUGGUGAAAAGUAUCGCCAUUUCUCGGCUAUUAUAGGGUGGAAGUCACUUAGAGAUUCUGUUGAGCGCUAUGGUCAUGACCAUGAAUUCACAAAAUUGGUUCCAACUCUCAAGGGAAAUGAUCCAGAUGAUGCGUUCUCAAGCAUCCCGUACGAGAAAGGGUUUAAUUUCCUGUUUUACCUGGAAAACCUUAUUGGAAAGGAUAAAUUCGAUCGGUUCAUUCCCCAUUAUUUCACUACCUUCAAAGAGAAAUCGUUGGACUCUGACGAAUUCAAGUCCACGCUUCUGAGUUUCUUUGGACCGGAUGCUGAAGCCUCCAAAAUUUUGCGGGAGGUAGAUUGGGAUGCCUGGUUCUACAAACCUGGUCUGCCUCCGAAACCAGACUUUGAUACGUCGUUAGCCAAUGUUGUUUAUGAACUGGCUAACAAAUGGAGGAGCCUUCCCGAGUUUUCAUUCCACCCUCAACCGAGCGAUAUCCAAGGAUUGACAGCAAACCAGAUUGUCGUCUUUUUAGAACAGGUCCUGCUUUUUGAACAGCCUCUGACUGCUGAUCUGUCCAAGAUUAUGGGUGAAGUUUAUGGGUUCGCUAAGAGUGAGAAUAUUGAGGUUUCCAAUCUAUAUCUUCAAAUUGGUCUUAAGGCUGGCGACAAGAGUGUGAUUGAGCCAACCGUAGAUCUUCUGGGAAAGAUUGGAAGGAUGAAAUUCGUGCGACCACUAUAUCGAACUUUGCAAAAGGUUGAUCAUCAAGUGGCGAUUGAUACCUUUGGAAAGUAUAAAGAUUUUUACCAUCCAAUUUGUCGGGGUAUGGUCGAAAAGGACCUUUUUUAG
Messenger RNA from Aspergillus versicolor CBS 583.65, 1839 nucleotides. RefSeq names its product bifunctional aminopeptidase/epoxide hydrolase. Gene Ontology annotation, biological process: proteolysis. The transcript is spliced from 10 exons. Gene Ontology annotation, cellular component: cytosol. Gene Ontology annotation, molecular function: epoxide hydrolase activity; aminopeptidase activity; metallopeptidase activity. Lineage: Eukaryota; Fungi; Ascomycota; Eurotiomycetes; Eurotiales; Aspergillaceae. Bases 1 to 1839 code for a protein of 612 amino acids. The record is from RefSeq and is a predicted model, not a curated record.